Messenger RNA from Salvia hispanica, 1790 nucleotides. Its product is annotated as arginine/glutamate-rich 1 protein. Lineage: Eukaryota; Viridiplantae; Streptophyta; Magnoliopsida; Lamiales; Lamiaceae. The record is from RefSeq and is a predicted model, not a curated record. Gene Ontology annotation, cellular component: nucleoplasm; mitochondrion. Gene Ontology annotation, molecular function: cadherin binding.
UUGCCGGUCGAUUGUGUAUCAGUGAUUUGUAUUUUUGUAUUUAAUUUUAGUUGCUUAUAAUUUAAUCAAUUAAUAUUGAUUUUAAUAAGUUUUUUUAAGCUUGUGUUGAGAGGACAGCUCCGGCUAUCCACUUUAUUGAUCAGACCACUGUGAAUUGAUAUCUGCAUAAUCAAUUAUUAUACAAUAUUUGGUUUAUGGUUUUUUAUACCAGGUUUUGGGUGCUUUUCGGUGCUUUUACCAAUAGUGAUGUAAAUAUUUUUUGACAGGAAAAAGAAAGAAAGACCAAUCUCUAUUAGAUUAAGUUAGUGUAGCUUGAUUGAAAUUGAAUAUGAUCAUGUUAUGUAGUGGGAUUAGUUGUUCGAGGAGAUGGUUUUAGUUCAAAGGAAAUCCAAAACUUUUUAAGGUUUUCCAGUUAUUUUGUUGAUAUACUCAGUUCCGACUCUCUCCUGGAUUAUUUUGGGGGUCCAAAUUUUAAACAUUAUAUCCUUAAUAAUUGCUCAUCAUAUUGGUUUUAUUUGUUUUAGAUGAUCUAGCAGAUGCUUAUGGAUUGUGUAUCUUUGGUGUCCUUGUGCCGUGUUGCUGCCUAUGAGAGUUUUCGCUUUCCAUCGGCACCUUGAUAUUCUUCAUGCUUAUGGUUGUUGACUUGAUGAUCUAUCCUUUUGUAAAGCUGCUAAAUUGUAAUUUUAAUGGCUUAUACAUUCCCAUGCUGGGAGUUUACAUGCACCAAACAAAAUUAGAAAGUGAGAUACAUUCUCUUUAAAACAUAGGUUGAAUGCGGUAGUCAAGAUCAUUGAUCUUUGAGAAAUCUAGUAAAGAAACCAUGGCUCCUUUUGACUGAGAAGUAAGCUGGUGAUGGGUGCAGUUGGUGUUAUUUCACUGCUCGGUUGUGAUAAUAGCAGUGUCUUAUGGUAAAAGAUGCAGCACCCAGUUUAUUCUUUGCAAUGUGUGAGAAGACAAAAGCAUUCGUUAUCUUCUCGACACAAAAGUCGCUCUCCCACUCCUAGACGCCGUAAAAGCCGCUCACCUACACCAAAGCGGAAUGAAAGACAAAGAAAAAGGAGCACUUCUUUAUCCCCUUUAAGUGCAUCCCCACUUACUGGUACCAAAGAGAUGAAAGAUGCAACUGUAAAAUUGAAAACAGAGGAAGAGGACAAGAAAAGGCGUCAGCAGGAGUUAGAAUUAAAACUAAUAGAAGAAGAAACGACAAAAAGAGUGGCAGAAGAAAUUCGAAAGAAAGUUGAAGAGAGCUUGAAUUCCAAGGAAAUCAAACUUGACAUAGAGAAGCGUCUGGAGGAAGGUAGGAAAAGACUUGUUGCUGAGGUUGCAGCCCAGCUUGAAAAAGAAAAGGAAGCAGCUGUUAUAGAGGCCUCGAAAAGAGAGGAACAAGCACAAAGAGAGAAAGAAGAGCUAGAAAGGAUGCUGGAAGAGAACAGGCGGAAGGUAGAAGAAGCUCAAAGAAGAGAAGCCUUGGAACAGCAAAGACGCGAAGAGGCACGUUAUAGAGAAUUGGAAGAACUUCAGAGGCAGAAAGAAGUGGCCUUGCUAAAGAAAAAACAACAAGAGGAGGAAGAACGAGCUAACCAAAUGAAGUUAUUGGGGAAGAACAAAUCGCGUCCAAAGUUGUCAUUUGCGCUAGGUAUGAAAUAGCAAAACGAUUGUAUCUCGUCUCUGUUUUGGGUUGAUUUGUUUCUGGGCUCUGGUCAAUUUUGGCUGGGUUCGAGGGGGAUACUAUAAAUGCAAUGUCAUCUCUUGUGACUUAUCAAUAUAACACUGUCCUUCACAUUUAUGCA